Molecule: messenger RNA, 888 nt
Organism: Auxenochlorella protothecoides
Lineage: Eukaryota; Viridiplantae; Chlorophyta; Trebouxiophyceae; Chlorellales; Chlorellaceae
Product: Beta-1,3-galactosyltransferase 15
Exons: 4
Coding region: 1-888 (295 amino acids)
Cellular component (GO): Golgi membrane
Molecular function (GO): hexosyltransferase activity
Source: RefSeq, a predicted model, not a curated record
AUGCCGACGCGUUGGAGGGCACCCAGCCUCGCCGCGGCCCUGCUCCUGCUCACACACCUGUCUCUGGGCCUGGAUCUGCCCCCGCAGCGACCAUGUCGCCGGGUGCGCAGCGUGUUCGACCUCCCAGACUUCGCCUCCUGCAGGCGGUGGGGUGCCAUGGGCGCGGAGCAAGCGCGGCGCGACGCGAUCCGAGCCACCUGGGGCUCCCACCCCGCGCUGCACGCCGUCCGCUUCUUUCUCGCCGCGCCGGCCGAUCCGGCCACGCUGCAGCAGGUGGAGGCCGAGGUCGCGCGCCACGGCGAUGUGACCCUCCUCCGCAACGUCGCCGAGUCCUACUUCAACAUCACGCACCAAACGCUGGCGGCCUUGCGCGCCGCGGCCCACGACCGGGCGGCCACGCACGUGCUCAAGGCCGACGACGACUCCUACGUGCGCGUGGCGCCGCUGCUGGACCGCAUCCGUGCCGCGCCCGCCGAACGCCUCUUCCUGGGCUUCGUGGAGAGGCCAGGCGGCGGCCCGCACCGUGAUCCCCACUCCCGCUGGCACGUCACGCCUGAGGAGUGGCCCGGCGAUCGCUACCCACCCUGGGCGCACGGCGCGGGCUACGUGCUCAGCGCCGACCUGGCGCGCGGCGUCGAGCGCCUCGUGCGCCCGCCCCUGUUCAAGCUGGAGGACGUGGCGGUGGGGGAGUGGGUGGAGCGCGUGGCAGCGGACGAGGGCGGGGUGAUCAACUACGAGCGAGACGAGAGGUUCAACUUCAAUGGCUGCAGGGUGCACGACCUCGUGUCGCACUACAUCUCCCCCGCCGGCCAGCGCUGCCUGUGGGACCACCUGGGCAACUGCAUGCGGUGCCUGGGCGCGCACAUGAGGACACGCACGCAUCAAUAG